This is a messenger RNA of Mitosporidium daphniae, 1425 nucleotides long. RefSeq lists its product as uncharacterized. Gene Ontology annotation, biological process: monosaccharide transmembrane transport. The record is from RefSeq and is a predicted model, not a curated record. The transcript has a single exon. Lineage: Eukaryota; Fungi; Microsporidia. Gene Ontology annotation, cellular component: membrane. Bases 1 to 1425 code for a protein of 474 amino acids. Gene Ontology annotation, molecular function: hexose transmembrane transporter activity.
AUGGAUUCCGAAAAUCAUAAAGAAAAUCCCAUCACUUUGGUCGGGAAAAUCGAACCGAUACAUAAUUUAAAGCCAGCAGGUUGGACGAAACCCCUGAUUUUCUCAUCCGUUGCUGCAUCGAUUGGAUCUUUUAUCUUUGGAUUUAAUAUUAGCGUGAUUGAUGCGCCUUCACAAAUAUUUACGCAAUGCGAUUUGGAAAGUGGGCUUUCUGGCGCAUUUCCGACAUGCAUAAAUGUGCAUGGCUACUGGAACCUUGUAGUGACCAUUUUCUGCAUCGGUGGCCUGAUCGGGUCGCUUUCUUCCUCUUUUUUGAUGAGUAACAUCGGUCGAAAAGCAACAAUCCUUUAUAACUGCUUUUUCUUUAUGGCUGGCGGCUUAUUGAUGUCGCUCAGCAGUAAUUUGGCCAUGCUGCUUAUUGGUCGUCUUCUAAUUGGCUUUGCCUCCGGUCUUGUGACCUGUGUUGUGCCUACUUACUUGGCCGAGAUAUCCCCAGACACCAUUAGAGGCCAAGUAGCUUCGUUCCACCAGUGCAUGUUGGUUAUUGGAAUUAUUUUUGCGCAAGCGCUGGCCUUUCCGCUGGUCACUCCUGGAUUGCAAACUUGGAGAAUUCUGUUUUUCAUCACUGCGGGUCUAGGUUGUGUUCAAUUAAUUUGUCUCUUCUUUGCUGCAGAAUCGCCCGUUUUUCUUGCAAGUAAGCGAGGAAUUGAGCAUGCAGAAAAGUCGCUUAAAAAACUUCGUGGCUCAAAAAGCAUCGCAGAGGAUCUUUUGCGACUUCAAAAGAGGUCCUCGCAAUCUGUAUUUUCUUCAAAGCCGCUUUCCAUUCUUGAGCUCAUACCGCAUAAAGAGGCUAGAAAAAGUGUGCUAGUUUCCUCAUUUAGCCAUCUUGCUCAGCAGCUUUCUGGCAUAAAUGCGUAUUUCUUUUAUUGCAUGAUAAUUUUUGGAAGCAUCUCUUUGCCUUUCAGUCCGAAAGUGAUUCCUUUGAUAUUGGGUAUCGUUAAUGCCGCAUUUUCCUGCGGUUCUGUUUUUCUUAUCGACAGAAGCGGUCGUAGACCUCUGCUUCUGCUUUCGACUGUUAUAUGCUGUAUUUCUACAUUUUGUAUUGUGAUCGGAUUUUUGUUUGGGUUGACCCUUUUGAAGGUUAUACCGGCAAUUACUUUUGUUGCUGGAUUUGCCAUUGGGCUUGGUCCUGUACCAUGGAUUAUUGUUGGCGAUAUUUUCCCAUCAGAAGCGAUCAGCUCCGGGUCUUCUCUCGCAAUUACGGUCAAUUGGAUAUGCAACUCGCUGGUGGCCUUUGGAACGGAGAUGCUUUGCAGCGUACUUGGUCCGUUUGCAUUUUUACCAUUUCUCGCUGUUUUAAUUGCUUACCUAUUUUUUAUCCUGGCUUAUAUUCCGGAAACUAAAGGUACUGUACCCGCAUACCUUUAA